Staurois parvus is the source of this 356-nucleotide messenger RNA. The record is from the annotation of a GenBank genome assembly. Lineage: Eukaryota; Metazoa; Chordata; Amphibia; Anura; Ranidae.
UCAUGCUGCUGCCAAGUCCAGAGUCUGUCAUGGGUCCCUGUACGGCCUCCCAUUGCUGCUGUCUCCAUCGCCACACUCUGCUGCCAUGUGCCACUUUCAGGUCUCUUCACACUGCUGGUGGUGUGUUAAAUUUUUUGACAUAGGGUGCAGGCAGAUUACGGGCCUCACAUAGCUGCUGCCAGGCCCCUAAUCUGCCAUGGGCCCCUAUAUACCGCCUCCUCAUGCUGCUGCCAAGUCCAGAGUCUCUCAUGGGUCCCUGUACGGCCUCCCAUUGCUGCUGUCUCCAUCGCCACACUCUGCUGCCAUGUGCCACUUUCAGGUCUCUUCACACUGCUGGUGUGUUAAAUUUUUUUGAC